Messenger RNA from Monomorium pharaonis (pharaoh ant), 1482 nucleotides. RefSeq names its product MIP18 family protein galla-2 (gene galla-2). Bases 184 to 654 code for a protein of 156 amino acids. Lineage: Eukaryota; Metazoa; Arthropoda; Insecta; Hymenoptera; Formicidae. Gene Ontology annotation, cellular component: cytosolic [4Fe-4S] assembly targeting complex. Gene Ontology annotation, biological process: iron-sulfur cluster assembly. The record is from RefSeq and is a predicted model, not a curated record. The transcript has 4 exons.
AGGCAGUUCCGAGUGAUCCGCGAGAGCAUGUUGACGGACGUGAUCUCCUAACCACUCCUAGCGCGUCAUCUUCACACGCCGAAUCUCACCCGCGAAAAUCUCGCACUCGCGAGGAAAAGAAAGUGGUCGAGUUGUGAGAAUUUACUGAAUUAUGAGAAUUUCAUGUUUGUUCGAUGAUACACGAUGAGUGAAAAUUUGGAGAACAUUAAUCCGAAGCUCUACAAAAAAUUAGAUGACCGAGAGAUUACACUCGAGGAACAAAACGAUGAUAUUGCGGACGAAUUUGAUGCACGUGAGAUUUUCGAUAUAAUUAGAAAUAUCAAUGAUCCCGAGCAUCCUUUGACUCUGGAGGAAUUAAAUGUAGUGGAACAGAAUCUCAUUGAGGUUGAUGACAAAAGGAAUAGAGUAGAUGUAAAAUUUACACCUACAAUUCCACACUGUAGUAUGGCCACUCUAAUCGGAUUGUCCAUUCGCGUGCAACUGCUACGUGCUUUACCUGCUAGAUUCAAAGUCAGCGUGGAAAUCUCCCCAGGUACUCACGUCUCGGAAGCCGCAGUGAACAAGCAGCUCGCGGACAAAGAACGUGUGGCUGCGGCUUUAGAGAACUCUAUGUUACUUGGCGUGAUCAAUCAAUGCUUGGCACCGAAAAAUUAGCAAGUCACAUAAAUUCUGCGAUUACGGAACUAAUUAAAAUGUCCUCGUGAUUUUGUUAUUAUGUAUAUAUAUGUUGUAAAGUAGCUCUUAUAUCUCAUUUUGAACAAUGAACGUAAGCUGGUAUUUAUUAGUCAGUUUUUAUAUUUAAAACUAUCUUAAGUGCUGCAGGAAAUUUUGUUAUGCAGGAAGCUUUGAAUAAACUGUGAAGAGAGAAAAAUUUGAAAUAUAAAGAAGGAGAAAAAGCAAAAAGAAUUGCGAAAAUAGAUUAGAUUGAAACAAUUGAGACUUAAACAAAGAAAAACAGAAACUGAAAGAAAAAGAACGUAAAGAUUUACUUUUUUCUACAAAAUUGUUGCAAAUAAAAAUUGCGAAAAGUAUUAAUAUAUAAAUUUUUAUUUGUAUUUUGUUAUUUAAACAACUUUUUAUUCUAUGAUAAGAAUAAUUUUAUAGAUUUUAUUAUCUGAAAUAAUGUUUUUCGAGAGGAUUUAAUUUAUUCGUUUUUAUCAAUAUGAAAAGAGGGCAAAUAUUAUACAAUUGGAUAGUCUUGAAAUAAAAAUGAUUAUGAAUACCAGCAGAAUUACAAAAAUUCUUUAAGAACUGCAAAACUGCUGUGAAUAAUGUGAAUAAUGAAUCUUGAUUUUAUAAGAAUAAAUUAUUUGAAAUAUAUUAGUGAUAUAUGUAUAGAAAUAUAUCAGUGAUAGAAAUAUAUCAAAUAUACAUUAAUGUAAACAAAUUUGUUUGAAAUGUUGCAUUGAUUAAUAAGAUUAUUGUGUAUAAUUUUACAAAUAUUAAAGAGCAGUAAUAAAGUUAUGAUGAAAUCAAUAGAUA